This is a messenger RNA of Arthroderma uncinatum, 696 nucleotides long. Its product is annotated as histone H1. Gene Ontology annotation, molecular function: DNA binding; structural constituent of chromatin. The transcript has 7 exons. The record is from RefSeq and is a predicted model, not a curated record. Gene Ontology annotation, biological process: nucleosome assembly. Gene Ontology annotation, cellular component: nucleosome. The coding region runs from base 1 to 696 and encodes 231 amino acids. Lineage: Eukaryota; Fungi; Ascomycota; Eurotiomycetes; Onygenales; Arthrodermataceae.
AUGCCUCCAAAGAAAGCUGCCGCUGCUGCCUCUGGCAAGGCCGCUGCCGCCACCCACGCCUCGUACAAAGAUAUGAUCAAGGAUGCCAUUGUCGCCCUCAAAGAACGCAAUGGAAGCAGCCGUCAAGCGCUCAAGAAAUACGUCCAGAACAACAACACAGUCAACAUCACCUCCCAGGCUGCCUUUGACGCGCAGUUCAACCGUGCUCUCAAGGCUGCCGUCGAGAAGGGCGACUUCACCCAGCCAAAGGGUCCUUCUGGCCCCGUGAAGCUCGCGAAGAAGGAAGUCAGCAAGCCCGCCGCUAAGCCUGCCGUCAAGAAGGCCGCCGCCGCAACCAAGCCCGCUGCUAAGCCAGCUGCUAAACAAGCUGCUAAACCAGCUACCAAGAAGGCCACCACUACCACCAAGAAGCCAGCAGCCAAGGCAGAGAAGCCAAAGAAGGCCGCUGCUACCACCACCACCACCACCAAGAAGGCUGCUGCCACCAAGACAAAGACCAAGGCCAACACCACCAAGCAACGCAAGGCUUCCACCUCCGCACCCGCCGUCGUUGACGUGCCCAAGGUCCUCGGUAAGACCAAGUCAGGCAGAGUAACCAAGUCGUCUGCCAAACCAGCCGCCGCUCCCAAGAAGGCCGCCCCAAAGAAGAAGAGAACCAGCACCGCCAAGGGAACACCCAAGAAAGCCUCCGCUUGA